UUUCUCCGCCCACACAGGAACUAUGGCGGUACAUUCUUUUUUCUUUUAGUAAAGACAAUGAAUAUUGUUAAUGUUCUCUCCUUCUUUUGAGGCAUUGUAGUGAAAAGAACUGACUGAUCUGCCGCAUUUACCAGUGCCAAGUACUACUCCACAAUGUCCGGCUGGUUUAGGAAGAAGAAAGAGAAAGACCGUAAACCAAAGCCCGGCUCUAGCAAAGGAGCUGACUAUGACGUCCACCUCCUCUCACAUCAUCAGCGGGCACUCUCCUCCAGCUCUUUAGAAGGAGCGAGAGAUGACAUUAUACCUUCCCCUUCAUCCAGCGAGCAGCAGCUAACCAUACAGCAGACUGCCCGGACGGGAAGUACCUCUCCUUCCUUUCCCUCUCAGACCUCAAGCAGCGUCAGUCUUCACACUAGAGACUCCUCCACUUCAGUCAAAGCUAAGAAAGAAUUAUACGAGAGCCUCUCGAAAGGUUCUACGCCAGAGAAGUCUCUCUCUCCAAGCCGUUCGUCUCUUUCUCGACCAAUCAAUAGGUCAGUGUCUUCGUCGUCGACUCCUCUUCAUGAAUCUUACAAGAGACAUAGUUCCUCUUCUCAGGUCUCUCCCACAAAGUCGUACAGAGAUAACAACUUAUCGAUGCUACUGGACAUGUCUGACCUCUCUCUGUCACAGGCCAAGGAGUUUAAAGGGGUUGUCCUGGAGCUGCCGCCAUUACGAACAAGCUCUGUUAAACAACGUGACGUUCUGGCCGUAAAGAACCCUGCACUUGGUGGGUUUGGGUUCAACCUUCGUAAAUCCUUUCAGCCUGAUCCAGAUAAUCCCGAUAAUACCAUAUUAGUGCAUUUGGUGGAGCCACGCCCAUCCUACAUAGGUCCGCUGAUGUCAGGUGACAGGAUACUAGAGGUCAAUGGGGAGGUGGUAGUUAAUUCGCCACAUGAGCGCGUGGUGGAUCUCAUAAAGCUGUCUGGGGAUCAAGUUAAUUUCAAAGUGGCAUCAGUCCCGGAAUUAAUUGAGUUGAACGAGAGAGGCGUGUUUGAUGAUUCCCGUACGUAUAAUGCUGACUUGAUGAAGAAGAGCAUUAAACUAGGAGCGGGGACUUUGAGGAAGAAAGCAGCUCAAAGGAGGCAAUCCAUUAGUGUCUUUCAGGCUAAAACUGAAGGUCAGUUACAGUCGGAGAGGAGUAUGUUAUCUCACAACAGUCACUGGCUUAUACAUAAAAAUGGCUUCUCACUAGUGCAACUUUCUGAUAGCAAAGAGAACAGCUUAUCAGCUCAUGUUAACUACGUCAGAUCACAAGGUCUCCACGUUCGUGUGGUCAACACAGGUGAAUAUCUUCAAGUAGAAGAGACUGAUAUUGAGCGCGUUAAUCCGCCUGAUCUUGAUCGUGUUGAAGAUAUCAUUGAUUUGGUUCAUCUCAAUGAAUCAAGUGUUCUACACGUUUUAAGACAGAGAUAUGGUUCAUCCCUGAUACAUACCUUCUCUGGACGCCAUUUGAUAAUUAUUAACCCUUUGAGACACCUCUCACUGUAUAGCGAUAGGGUGAUAGAAAUGUUCAGAGGUUGUCGUAAGGAAGAUAUGCCUCCUCACGUCUUUGCUUCAGGACAGCAAGCGUAUUACCACAUGGUCCACAACCAACAGGAUCAGUCCAUUCUUUUGACUGGUGUCUCCGGCUCUGGGAAGACAUUCAACGCCAGAUAUUUAUUGAGAUAUUUAGCAACGGUUGGGUUCAAUGAUGGAUCACACAUUAGUAGUGCUAAAUUAGAUGCCGUCCAGCUGUUACUGCAUGCCUUCACUAGUGCUAGUACUUAUCUUAACCCUCAGGCAACUCGCUGCUCUGUCCUCUAUUCACUCGAAUUUGAUUCCAUUGGAUCAUUAACAGCUGCUUCCGCCAGGAUUUUUCUGUUGGAGAAGAGCAGGGUAUCCUUAAGACCAGAUGGAGAAUUAAAUUUCAACAUUUUCUAUCAGCUUCUCGCUGGAAUCACCAACGAUGAAAAUUUAAAACGGGAGCUCCUGCUUGAUGCUGACCCAGGGACUGAGGAACCAAACCAGUACAUUGAACCGUAUUCAGAUGCCCAACAGAUUGAGAGUGCGGCCAUUGUGUGGGACCUGAUCUUGAACUGUUUGAAUAUUCUUGACAUCAACGAUGAAGAGGCUUAUGGCCUCUGGUCAAUACUGGCAGCCAUUUACCACCUGGGGUAUGCUGGAGUCAAACAAGGUACUGGUAGAGCUACUGAGCGGUUCAUUAAUCCUGGAGCAGCUGCCAGAGCAGCUGUUCUGCUGGGUGUACCUCAUGAAGAAUUAGCUAAAGAUAUCUUCAACCCUCCAAGGGGAACAAGCUCUAGAAUGUCUUCAGCAUUGACAUCAUCACUCUCAACCUCUCCCAGCAUAUCUGAAACCAGUUCUAUAAACCUGUCAAUCGGGUCCUUCAAUAUAUCCCCGGGGACUGCUAGAGCCAAUCGCUCAUACUCUCUUGAUGCGUUUGUGAUGGGACUCUAUGACCAGGCAGUUAAUUCACUAUUGUAUUUAAUUAACAGAUCGUUGCAAGCGUCUAAUAAAUCCAAAGGAAAGAACCUCAUACACAUACUGGACACUCCUGGUUUUCAAAACAGAGAAACAGCUGGAGCCAGUGAAGGAUCCUCCUUUGAUGAACUCUGCAUGAACUACACAAGGGAGAGGCUACAGAUGUUAUUUCAUGAUUUUGUUUUUACUUCCGAACAAGAGCGCUACCUUCAAGAGGACAUCGACUGGCUCUUUACAGAAUUUGUCCUCUCCCCAUUAUCAGUAAUAGACAUCAUCGAUAAACACGUCCCUCAGCGUCGUGGGGCAUUUCAAGGUCUUGAGUUGAACGACAAGAAGGGGUUGCUAUGGUUACUGGAGGAAGAGUCAAUGUAUCCUAGCUCCUCCGACCUGACGUUCCUCGAGAAAGUUAAUACCAUAUAUGGAGAAGAGGAUGAAUAUGGUGUUAUACCAGUAAAAGUCAAUCUUGACAAAGGUCAGUUCACUAUAGUCCAUUGCCAGAGGACGCAGCCGAUCACGUAUGACGUUAAUGGGUGGAGACUAAAAGUUAGGGAACACCCCUCCACUCGUGUUGUUACGUCACUUUUGAGUGAGUCUAAGAACUCUGGAAUAGCCUCAUUAUAUCACGGGAGGGGUGUGGCUAGUACUGGCCAUGCCUCCUCUUAUAAGGAUCCUCAGCAGUCGUCUCGUUUGUCAAGGCACCCCAGCUUUAGCAACCCAACAGCUGGUAUUAAGAAGUCAUCUCUUUGCUUGAAAACUAAAUUUCAACUUGAUUUUGUCAUUGACACUUUAAGGAAGACCAACCAGUGGUACAUUAUCUGUAUACUGUGUCAGCCAUCUUACCACUUACCUGGUGCAAUACUCCACCCAUCAAUCAAUAACGAAGAGGCUCCACCCAUCCAGGGACAUAUUGAUGUACCUCUAGUUCGGACUCAAUUAAGACAAGCUGAUAUAAUUCCAGCUGCUAGGAUGUACAAACAAGGUUUCCCUGAGCAUCAGUUGUUCCCUUCUUUCUGCCGUAAGUUCUCUUCGCUCCUUAGUCCUGACGAGAAGUCGAAUCUUCCAUUAAACGAUAAAGAUGCAGUUGAAUAUAUCCUGCUGGGUCUUGAACUGGAUAAGAAUAGUUAUAAAAUAGGUCUCAGCCAGAUAUUCUUUAAAGCCGGGGUUUUAAGUUCUUUGGAUAAACAGGUCGAAGAGAAGACUCAUGAUCUGAUGGUUUUGUUCCAGUCUUACUGUCGCGGGUGGCUGGGGAGGAAGAGGAGGGAGAAGCUUGAACUACAACAUGCAGCUGCUCACGUCAUUCAAAGGAACAUCAUCCAACACGAGAUCAUAAACGAAUGGUCCUGGUGGAAACUGCUGCAAAAAGUAAAGCCAUUACUUGCCGUUUGGAAAGCUGAAGAAGUUGUGAAAAAGAAAGAAUCUGAAAUUAAAACUCUUAAAGAGAAAAUAGAAAAGAUUGAGGAAGAGAGAAACGUCCUCAAAGACUCAGAAGGAAGACUAGCGGAAAAAGUGAACGUAUUAACACAGCAGCUGCUUGAGGCACAGGAGACGGCUCAGCAUGUGACUGAGUUAUUGGAGCAGGAACAGAUCGACAGACGAGCUUUACAGGAGCAAAAUCAGGACGUCACAUCGACGGAGGACGAACUCAUUAAAAGGAACGAGGAGCUUCAGUUACAAAUUGCUGAGUUGACAAUAUUAGCAAGAAUCAAACAGAGUGAAAAUGGCGGAGGCGAUGAAAACGAAACUGAAAAUAACUCUGAAGCUGUUCUAGAGAAGUACUGGGAGACUAAGAGAGAACUUGAAACCCUCCGGCAGAGAAUAAGUACAGAGUAUGAAGACCAGGUGGAGCGACUGCAACACGCAAAGAAAGUACUUGAGAAAAAGCUUGCUGAUUCUGAUGCUGAAGUUGAGGACCUGAGGCGGAACCUGUCCCAGGCUCGUAAGAAAGGAUCCAAAUUUAGUUCUGAACUGAACGACUUGAAACUGAUGCUUGAGGCACAGCAGAACAGGAACGAAGAAUUGGAAAAAAGACAGAGAAAAUUUGAUUCUGAUAUUAAUUCAGUAAGAGAUGGAGCUAGCGAUGAGAAACAAGCCAGGGAGAGAUUGGAGAGAGAAAAGAAUUUAUUAUCAGCCGAUUUCACUUUAUUAGAAGAAAAAUACAAAAAAUUAAAAGAAGACCAUCAGAAACUUGAAAGUGAAAAGACUGAAAUAGAAACGGAGCUGUUGAAGAAAGGAAGCAUUAGUACUGAUAAUGAGAUUGUUUCCUUGAAAAAAAUGAAAAGAGAAUUGGAAUCAAAAGUUGAAGAGUUGGAGGACGAAGUGGAUGAUUUGAAUAUAAAAGUUGAUUCAUUACAACAAGCUAAGUCUCGUUUGGAGCUGUCACAGAAUUCCCUCAAAACUCAACAUCAAAAGGAGAUUGAGGGGAGGGAGGAAGAUAUGGAGCAGCUGAAGGCCACCAUGAACAAGAAGAUAAAGACAAUAGAACAGCAGCUGGAGGAAGAACAUGAGUCGAAGCAACAAGUACUCAAGGCUAAACGUGAUCUUGAGCGACAGAUUGGAGAGAUGCAAUCAAAGAUGACCAUUGAUCCUGAAGUGGAGAAGAAGCUGAAGAAACAAGUUAAGAAACUAAAGGCUCUCCUACAGGACGCUCAGGAAGAACUGGAACACGAGAGAGAGACGAGAAAUCAUGCCGGAGCCAUCAGAGGACUAAAAACACAAAUAGAAGAAAUGGAACUGAGAGAAAGCUCGGCUGCUAAAGCUCAGAAGAGACUCCAAGCGGAAAUGGAGGAACUAACAGCUCAAUAUGAUGAAGUGACUCGGUCUAAACUAGAGCUUGAGGGACAUUUGAGUGAGUUGCAGAGGGAGAAGGAUGACUUGGAGUCAAGGCUUGAAGAGGAUGCCGAAGAAAUGGAAGAACUGACGAAAAAACUUAGACAGAAUAUAACACAAAAUGGCCACCUACAGCAGCAGAUCACUGAACUCAAGUUUCAGAUAGAAGACUAUGAAACCAACAAGGGGAUGAUGGAAGCAAAAGUAAACAAAUUGCAGCAAAAAAUAAAUGAAUUGGAAUCUGAUAGUAACAAGCAGGAGGUUGAAGCCUCUGAAGUGCGAGUGAGAGAACUGGAACAGAAACUGGAGCUUGAGAGAUCAACAAUGAAGAGACAAGAAACGACCAUUUCUCGUUUGAGGGCACAGCUUGAGAGAGUUCAUUCUGAUAAAGCUGAAGACAGUUCUACUAAAAGUACUGAUGCCAUCAAGAGACUUCAGAAGCAGCUGAGGGAAGCCAGAGAAGAACAGCAAGAGAGUGAACGGAAGGAGCAAGAACAAAAUAAAAAGAGAAGACUCAUGGAAACUGAGAUAAAUGAAUUGCAGUCGCAACUGGCUUCAAGUCAAUCCGAUCUGAAGUCGGCUCAUAAAAGAAUUGAAGUAUUACAAGAAGCACUUGAUGAACCAGGACAAGGAGAAGAAUACAGCAGUGUGGAUGAGCUGGAGUCCAGCUCACCAAAGAGAACAAGAAAGAAAAGAGCUGACAGUGGUGGAGACAGCUCAGUGUUGUCUGAAAGAGACAUAGCUGUACAUGUCUCUGAUGAAAGCAGUGAUGAUGAUGAAUAUAUGAAACGUAUUAAUUCAAGAAAGAAACAAAGGGAGUUUACAAGUGUUGCAGCUGCUACUGCUGGUAAAGAUGACGAUGAUGAUGAUGAUGAAGAUAUAGAUGAGUUUUUAUCAAAAUUAAAAAGCAAAAGAAAGGCAGCUGAUGAUUCUUACGACAAGGAAAGUGAUGAGGAGUACUAUAGUAAAAGGAAAGGGCUUGAUUCUGAUGAGCCUGUUAGAAAGAAAGUUGAUUGGAGGGCAGCCUUGAUUAGCAGCGAUGAAGAUGAAAUCAAACCAAUAAAAUCAUCAUCAAGAGAUCAUUUAAAAAUAAGCAGUGACUCUGAUCUCAGUGAUGAUAAUAAUAUCAGAAAGAAGAGGGAUUGGGGCCUUAGCAGUGACGAAGAUAAAGAAACUGACAAACUUGAAAAACCAAAACGAAAAACCUACCUAACAGAAAGUUCUGAUGAUGAGAAAACAACUCCAAAAACUAGAAACACUACAGUAGCAUCUCCAAAGAGUUCUAUUGAGGACUCACCGUCAAGAAAAGGUGUCAAGUGGGAGGAAGAGCAAACCUCUGGAAAGACUAAUGACAAAAGUUUUCAAUCUUCUCGGCAGCGAAGAGCUAGGAGACGCUCAAGGCUCAGUAAUACAGGAACUAGUCCGGAAAAUUCACCAAAGAAAAGUUCGGAGACUUGAUAAUUCAACAAUUAUUAGUUAAUUUGGUUAUUAUUACUUUUUUGAUCACUAAACUUUAAUUUUAUUACCUCUAUUAAUCUUUAUGUGUGAUUUCAUUGCAAUUAAAACAGUAA
This is a messenger RNA of Amphimedon queenslandica, 6917 nucleotides long. RefSeq names its product unconventional myosin-XVIIIa. The record is from RefSeq and is a predicted model, not a curated record. Gene Ontology annotation, molecular function: cytoskeletal motor activity; ATP binding; actin filament binding. Gene Ontology annotation, biological process: actomyosin structure organization. NCBI's taxonomy places the organism in Eukaryota, Metazoa, Porifera, Demospongiae, Haplosclerida, Niphatidae. Gene Ontology annotation, cellular component: myosin II complex; myosin filament; cytoplasm. The transcript has 31 exons. The coding region runs from base 154 to 6804 and encodes 2216 amino acids.